AUGGCACAGAACACGCCGGCAGCCUCAACGGCUCCCCACGAGCCUCCAUACGCUUUUGACCGCAACCGCGGGUACGAGAACACAGAGCCUGUGCCCGCAGAGCUGGCAGGCGCUGCCCCGCGAAAUGCCCCGCCUCAGAACGAUGACGACGAGGAUCUCGACGACAUUUUCGACGACAACGAAGAGAUAAUAGAGGAUGACGAUGGCUGGGACCCCAGCUCGAGCGAUCUCACAAAGUCUUACAACAGACAACGUCAGUUCCACGACAACACCGCCGGUCCCGCCGCCGCCUUGCCCCGCUCGAAUGCGCAGAAACCCAGCGCAAACACAUUUGCGAGCAUCGACGACCAGAUCUCGGCCCUCUCCAAGCAUGCAGCCAAGAUCAGGCUUGACGAUGUCAAGCAGAACACAGAGAGGGACAAGGACAAGGCGGAUCGCGCCACGAGUGAGCUGGUCCUGGACCAGCGGACGCGGAUGAUCUUGCUGCAGAUGAUCAACCGUGGUGUAGUGAGCGAGAUCCACGGCGCGAUCAGCACAGGAAAGGAAGCCAACGUCUAUGGCGCUGUUCUGCACCCAGAAGGUGGGGCUGCUGCGAUACAGCGGGCAAUCAAAGUCUACAAAACGGCCAUCUUGGUCUUCAAGGACCGAGAGAGGUACAUUGCUGGAGAGCAUAGGUUCAAGUCUGGAACGGACAAGGGUAACAACAGGAAGAUGGUGAAGCUGUGGGCCGAGAAAGAGUUCAGGAAUCUACGGAGGAUACACGCGGCUGGCAUUCUGUGCCCGGAACCGAUCGCCCUGAAGCUGCACGUCCUCGUCAUGGACUUCUUAGGAGACAAGCGAGGCUGGGCAUAUCCGAGACUUCGUGACGCACCGGUUAACACUGACGAGGAGUGGCGGAGUCUAUACAUCCAACUGCUUGGCAUAAUGAGGCGGCUGUACCAGGUUUGCAAGCUUGUACAUGCGGAUUUGAGCGAGUACAACAUCCUAUACAACGACAAGACGCUGUUCAUCAUCGAUGUCUCCCAGAGUGUGGAGCACGAUCACCCUAGGUCACUUGAAUUUCUACGGAUGGAUAUCAAGAAUGUCGGCGACUUUUUCCGGAGACAAGGUGUCGACAUAUUAGCUGACAGGACCAUUUUUAACUUCAUCACAGCCCCGGAAGGUGCUGUCGAAGAGCCGGGCCUAUCCCAAGCCGUUGAACAUCUCUAUGAGAUCCGAAUACCCGUUGAGGACAAUCCGCAAGCCUUGGCUGACCUAGAGGUUGAUAAUGAAGUCUUCAGGAAUCAAUACAUCCCUCAGACUCUGGAGCAGGUGUAUGACAUCGAGAAGGAUGCCAAAGCACUGGGUGAAGGCCGAGGAGAUGACCUCGUGUACCGCAACCUCAUUGCCGACCAGGUUGUCCUACCAAAUGACGAGACCGCCGAGAAGGAUGACGAGGAAGGAGGAUCCUCGGAUGACGAGUCGGACAGUGGUGCACCGCUAGACAGUGAUGAGAGUGGCGACGAGAGCCGAUUCGACAAGGGCAGGCCAAGGGGUCGCAAGCACGAGGAUAAGGAUGAGAAGAAGCAACACAAGGCGGCCGUGAAGGAAGCAAAGCGAGAGAAGCGAAAAGAGAAGAUGCCCAAGAGCCUGAAGAAACGGCUCGUAUCUACGACGUCUAGGAAAAAGAAAUAA
Messenger RNA from Phaeoacremonium minimum UCRPA7, 1674 nucleotides. Its product is annotated as putative serine threonine-protein kinase rio1 protein. The record is from RefSeq and is a predicted model, not a curated record. Gene Ontology annotation, biological process: maturation of SSU-rRNA; protein phosphorylation. The transcript is spliced from 2 exons. Gene Ontology annotation, cellular component: preribosome, small subunit precursor; cytosol. Bases 1 to 1674 code for a protein of 557 amino acids. NCBI's taxonomy places the organism in Eukaryota, Fungi, Ascomycota, Sordariomycetes, Togniniales, Togniniaceae. Gene Ontology annotation, molecular function: ATP binding; protein serine/threonine kinase activity.